CUACUGCGUUAUAACCCAUCGCGGUAUGAUUUCCAUCUUCUUCGGUGGCGUAUUUUUAUUUAUAAACUCGUAAUUUAGCAAACACGCAAUAAGUAUCCGCUCGUCAAGUGAUCUCUCGGACUGCUGGGGCCAGAUUUGGCAACGCCAGAACAUUGACCAACGUAGCCCUUUCCCUUGUGCACGAAAGUUCGCGGUGGCGACAGUUUUUUGCCUGUAACAACAAAACACAAUCCGUGCUUCGUAGCUUACCUCCGGAAAUCCUGGUCCACAUGCUGGAAGAAGCGCAGCAGUGGACGGCACAAAGGCAACACGAUGGAAUCCAUAUACAGAAUAGGCACCACGGUGCUGCAGGGCAUUUUCGACAGCAUCAAAGGCAUUACGGUUGUGUUCUACCUCGACAAGGAGGCGAACCGCAAGAUUAGCCAACCUAGACCGACUAAGGAAAGCCUAUCGACCCAAUCGACUCCGCCGCAGGCUUCGAAACGAUCGAUCGAAGAAUCCAAGGUGCUGAAGCGUGUGGUCCAGUGUUCGAUGCUAAAUGGUGGCAUCUUUAUGCUCAGCAUCCUGUUCUUCGAGUAUGCGGUCCUGCCGGGGCUGCACCUUUUCCUCUGGUAUCUGUUCCGCAGCUCGACCACAUUGACGACGGUGUGGGGUUGGAUGCAGCCAUCGCUAUCGCUGCUGUUCAACUCCUUCUGGGUAGCACCGCUCUUCCUACUCAGCAAGAUCGUCAACAGUCUCUGGUUUCAGGAUAUCGCCGAUUCGGCCUACAAGUUUCGCAAGGGUCGGCCCCAGCUGAUACCGAGCAUCAGCAAGCUGAUUGCCGACACGCUGAUCAGUCUACUCAUACAGAUCCUGUUUCUGCUGCAGAGUACGCUGGUCAAGUACCUACCCGUGCCGGUACCAUUCGCGUGCAGUGCCCUCUACAUGGUGCACAUGAGCUUGCUGUGCGCAUUGUACGCCUUUGAGUACAAGUGGUUCAACAUGGGCUGGGAACUGCACAAACGGCUGACCUAUAUCGAGCAAAACUGGCCAUACUUCCUAGGGUUUGGCCUUCCGCUAGCGGCUCUCUCCGAGCUUCCUAACUCAAUUGUUAUCAGUGGCUGUGUGUUUUCGGUGCUUUUUCCACUGUUCAUCAUCAGUGCCAACGAAGCUACCCCGAAGGUGGACGUUUGUGAGACUCCGCUCAAACUGUUCUCGAUCGUAGUCGCAGUCACUAAUGCGCUGUUUCGAGGUCGAUCGAAAUCUGGAAAGGCCGCUCUUUCACAACCGCUGACACCGAAUGCGAGAGGUCUAACGCCACCUCUAUCCUCCUCGACAUCUUCAUUCGGCUUUCAAUCUUCAGCACAGUUCCAGCAGCAGCAGUACCAACAGCAGCAACAUCGUCACCAUCAUCGACAUCAUCGAUCACAUCAGCGCAAUCCGUCUCCCUCACCGUCCGGCGCAUCGUCCUUUGCUUCCUCGGCCUCCGUCCUGACGGCACAGCAAACCCUACUCAGCAGGCCGUUACGACGGUAGGGCUACAUCGAUCGAGUCCAGAUCGUGUCUUGCAAUCCGGAAAACCAAGAAGGUGCUAGUUGUGAGAGUAGGCUAAUAAGGAAAAAACAAUUCUAUUGGAUACAACGAUGAGCAAGCUCAAAUCAGAACGAACGCAAACAAUUUACCGACUGAUGCGAACCGUUCGUGAGAUAGUGCGAGAGUGAGAGCAACACCCAGGACGCCCCCCCGCUGGCCGAAAUGGAGAAGACACCGCCAACAGCUUGUGCAGCAUCAAAACCGCGACAAUCGCGCGCCAAAUAUUCACCAAUUAAAGGUUGCCUUUGAUAUGUUUCGUUCGUAAUGUUAGGGGCCGAAGGUGAUAUGAAGACCGAGGCGUAAGGCAGCAGGGCAAAGGUCGCUUUGCAUUCUUUCUGCUUUCUUUUUUUAUACUCUUGUAAUAGUGCUAGACCGUUUUCGAGACCGAAGGCAGAAUUCGUAAAUGGGUGAAGGCAACGAGUAGUAGUAAUAAUAGUACUAAACGAAGUAGUGUAGCACAACGCCUACUGACUGACAUAUGCGCUCGGUAUAAGGGAACCUGCUGUAUAUUGCUACCGGUCGCUGACCAACUUUACCCACGCGAACAUCGAUAUUUAGCCAAGCAAGCUGCGAAUAUUAUGAUAACCCGGUUUGUACUUCUAGUUUGGGUUGGGAGUAUUCGGAAUUUGAUUUGGGCAGCUGUACGAGAAAAAGUGCUACACAUGUAGUAAUGUUAGGGAAUAACAAAUGACAGCAUAGAUACGAGGAUAACCAUACACUUUUUUACUCCAGCAUCCGUCACUUAUUGAGGGAAAAACACAAACUCAGCUUCAUGGAAGUUUCUUUUAGCUUUUUUGUGGUACGUUGUGGUUAUAUACGUUAAACAGCAGCUGCAAGCUGAGCCUACUACAACGUCGUCGUGCAACGGGAAUAAACUUUCAGUUAAACUCUUCCA
Molecule: messenger RNA, 2467 nt
Organism: Anopheles darlingi
Lineage: Eukaryota; Metazoa; Arthropoda; Insecta; Diptera; Culicidae
Gene: tank
Product: etoposide-induced protein 2.4
Exons: 4
Coding region: 313-1515 (400 amino acids)
Biological process (GO): macroautophagy
Cellular component (GO): endoplasmic reticulum
Source: RefSeq, a predicted model, not a curated record